AUGUCUCGUGCGUAUACGUCAUAUGCGCGUGCUUGUCUCGUCUGCAGGCCAAUCCAUGACGCCGGCGAGAACGACCACGUGGAGAUUGCGCGUCUGCUGCUGUCGUACGGCGCCGACCCGACGCUCGCCACCUACUCCGGCCGCAGUCCGCUGAAGAUCGCGCGCAGCAAGCGCAUGCGCGAGUUCCUCGAAGGUUACUUUGCCGACAGCACGGGCUUUGACUGCGGCACUCCGCCGCAGCCGUGGCAGUUCAGCGCACCGUCGUGCGAUCUCGACGCGGCGCCGGCCGAGGACGGCUACGACAUCUUUCAGGACAUGCCGUCCGACGACGAGCCGACGGCCGACAAGGUCUGUCAGCCGACGUCGCUGCGCGACGUGCUGCACGUGCAGAUCAGCGACCGGAAGCCCCCGCUGGUGUACAGCGUCGAAGACAGCAAGACUAAAGAGAUCAUACAGAUGUACUCGCUCUGUGACGUGCUCAACAACCGUACGCUUACGAAGGACGAGCUGCUGAGGCUGCAACCGGACGUCACCAUCAAGAAGUUCAGCUGGUCGGACGUCGCGCGCCGGUCGCUCGGCGACGACGGCCGCGACGGCGACGGCCGCGACGGCGACGGCGACGACGACUCGCGGACGUCGGAGAAGGAAGCGAAGGUUGAGUUCGUCUGCCUCGACGAGCGGCUGCUGCACUUGAUGGGCGUGGAGAACGUUUCUUAG
This is a messenger RNA of Priapulus caudatus, 717 nucleotides long. RefSeq names its product BCL-6 corepressor-like. Gene Ontology annotation, biological process: negative regulation of transcription by RNA polymerase II. The record is from RefSeq and is a predicted model, not a curated record. Gene Ontology annotation, cellular component: nucleus. The coding region runs from base 1 to 717 and encodes 238 amino acids. Lineage: Eukaryota; Metazoa; Priapulida; Priapulimorpha; Priapulimorphida; Priapulidae. Gene Ontology annotation, molecular function: transcription corepressor activity; protein binding. The transcript has 3 exons.